AUUAAUUGAUUUUUCAGCGGAAAACUGGAUGGAGCAGCACGCACCGAAAUUGAAUGAGUGUUUGCUCUAAAAACAGUGACUUUAUAUGCACGAAUUGCAAAUUGUCAUUCGCUCAAUUUGAGCUUUUUUUACAGUUAGCUAGCAACAUAAGGUGUUGGGCGUACUGGUUGUCACUUCUUGGCACUUGUCCAAUCUCUCCAGUUAUUCGGUUGGACGGAUUGGUGUCAGUCACCCACCACACAAUGGUCGUGUUGGGUGUUGAAGAGUGAUUCAUUCACUGUGCAGUGUGCAUUUGGAAUCAAUGAACAUGAUGAAUUGAAUGAGUGUUAUUGAUCCGACUGCCAUCGAAUAAAGUUACGGUAACGUUUCAAACAAGUUAAACAGCCGACGGUGGACGUCAUGUCGCGAUCGAGGGCUGUCAACGGUAUUUUGACGAGUAAGAAUGAACUGGACGAGAUCAAUCGGAGACUGAAGCAGAACGGCGUGGAUCCGCAGAUCGGCGAUCAGGCCAAGCUCAAGGAAUUAUGGCGUCUGUUGACGCACACCGAGGCUAACCUCGCGACCUCUAAGCAGGCAUUGGGCGAAGCCGAUAAGCAACAUGCGGUGGAAAUGCAAGAGGUGGAGAGUUACAUGGAACAAGUUCGGCAUUUGGCGGAGGAGCGAGAUGCGUUGACCCAGGAAUUCGAAAUGGAGAACGAACAACUGAGGAAAGAUUUGGACAAAAUCCGCGAAGAGAUUGCAGAUAACAAGAGAGAAGUGGCUCAGCUGCUGAUUCAGGAAGGGUUUAUGGACCUUGCUGACAGUACACCCGGUGAAGCAAUCGCUUACUUGCUGGUGGAAAGAACAAGAACCAUGGAUGAGCUGAGAGAGGCCAAACGAAAAGCGGCCAGCAGCCCUGGCGCGGCGAUUACAACCAGCAAACAGGUCCAAGAAGUUCUGGACAAAGAGAGGAAAAUAAUGGAAGACGAAAUGCGGACAGAAAGAGAGAAAGUCAGGAAGAUGAAGGAUAGUAUUGAACAGAUUUAUGCUAAAGAGCUUAACAGAGUCAAAGCGGAUAACAAGCUAAAGAUAACCAACUUGGAAUCCCAGAAACGUCGUCUGGAGCAUGACUCAAGACAGCAUCAUCAGAAAGCGAGAGACCUGGAGUUUGAGAACGAACGACUCAAGAAAUCACUGGAGAGAGAGAAGAAAGAACGGAGGGAGGAGGUGGAGAAAGCUCAACAGCAGCGUGCAGGAUCUCCACGAGAUCUGAAUCAGUCGGAAUCAUCUCAGCUAAGAGAAGCAAAGAAGAAACUGGAGAUGGAGCUAUCAUCCACCAAGUAUCGUCUCAAGACAGGCGAGGAAGACAAGAACAAGCUCAACCAGAGAGUGAAAGAGCUCACUGAGUCUCUGGACACGGAGAAAAAACGACGGUCGUCCUACGAGGGGACCAUCAUCAAACUAAAGACAGUGGUCGAUCGGAACAAAAAACUCAUCGCUGGUUUUGAGGAUGAAAAGCAAACGUUAACCGAGGAGAAGUCAGCAUUACAGAUGCGCAUCGGCUUCUUAGAGAAAGACCUACAGGAGCUAAAAGAACAAGAAAAGAGCCUUUUGAAUCAAACUAAUUCCCUAAAAUCAGAACAAACCAUCAUCCAACGACAGGAGAACGAGAUCAAAAGCCUCCGGCAGGAAAACGAACAACAAGCGCUGAAGCUGCAACGAACAAUGGUUUCCUUGGAAACCGAGAGGAGAAAAUGUCUCGAGUUGGGCGAGAAGCUCACAUCCACGGAAGAGAAAUGGGAGCAGAUAGUGCAAAGAUACAAAGGGAAUGAGAAGGACCUGACUAACAAGCUGGACAAACUAACGAGGGAUCUUGACUUAUCCAAGUCGGAGCUGGAAGCAAACCAUCAGAGAAUCCGUCAGAUUCAUCAGGAACAUGGCAAACAAAUGGAAGAUGUAAAAAACGAAUCUCAGAUUCUGAAGGAGCAACUCAAGCAGGAGAAAGGUCUCUCUGACCAGGCCGACCGGCACAGAGAAACCAUCAAAGAACUAGAAGGCAUCGUCGAUGAGCUCAAGAAAGACAGAGAUGUCUUAGCAAGAGAACUUCAAAUCAUGAUCGGUAAAGAGCAAAAACACAGAGAGUGGAUGACGUCAAUAGAAGCGGCUGCGGAGGAGACUAAGAGACUUGAGGCGCAGCUGGAGAACAGUGUGAUGAAACAAAGCAGUCUUGUGGAGGAACUCAGUGAAGAAAAAAGGAGAAGUCAAAAAUUACAAGACCAGCUGAAUUUUAGCCAAGAAACAUUGAAGAUUGCAGAGGAGUCUACCGAUCAUCUCAAGGAGAGUAUUGGACGCAAGUCAGCUGAGCUGGUCAAGCAAUACGAUUGGUCAAAGGAGAGUCAGAUGAAACUUGAGAGCAAGGUGAAGUCGCUUGAGAGAGAGUUGGACGAGGCGAGGUCGGGGACGCAGCGAGACAAGACGGAGGUUUCUUGGAAACUGGAGAGAGAAGAGAAGAGAGUGAAGGAGCUGGAAGACAUGCUCGCAGAGAAGAAAGAGGAAUUGGCCGAAGUACGACGUGAAUCAGGGAGGUUGUUGCUGAAUCAAAGCCGAGCUGAGGAGAGAGUUCAAGAAGAAGCAAGAUUCAGGACGGAUGUAGAACAAAGGAAUAAAGUCCUGGAAGAAGAAAUGACCAAGCAAUGGACACAGCUGAAGGACCUGAUGGCCAGACUAACAUCCAGUGAAUCCGCCAAACAGGAACUAGAAGCACAGCUUGAGAAGCAAACUAACGAGACGCGACAACGCUACAGCGAGAUACAGCAGGUGCAGGCUGAAACCAACGCAACCACAAGCACGCUCAGUGUGGUGCAGCAACGAGCGCAGGCCGCCGAACGCAAGAUUCCAGAGUUGCAGCAACAGCUUGAUGAGAAGUCGCUUCGCUUACAGGCCACCGAGGCUCAGCUUAGAGACUUGACAGCCACUAAGAUAGACCUGCGGACUUGUAAGGACGAUAUCAACAGAUUGAAGGCACAGCUGCACGAAGAAAGGAUUGAAAAGUCAUUAUUGAACCAACAACUUGAAGAUGCCAAGCAACAAGCGGCUGCAUGCAUCGAUCGCGAAGAAAGACUACGACAUGAAAACGCUGACAUGAAACACAGAUUGCUAGAAACUCAGAGUAGACUGUAUGCAACAGAAGACAAGUCCAAGUCUGUUGAAGAUAUGCACUCGUUAGCGGAGCAAGGCAAGAAAUCCCUGUUUGAUCAAGUGUCCUCACUGCAGCAGGAAGUCCAACGUCUUCAGACGGAACUCGUGCAGACGUCGCAACGACUCGACGCACAGAUCAACAAAUACGACGAACAUAAGUUGCAUCAUAAAAACAAGAUACAGCAAGCUAGGGAGAUUUUUACAAGGCACAAGACAGUCUUAGCCGACAGCUUGAUGAAGUUACAGCAGGAUCUGAAUACAACGAACGCCGAGUUGCAGAAAGAACAGAACAACCGCGAGAACUUGCAGAAGAAACACGACAGCUUGUUAGAAGAACAUCGCAAACUCCUUGCCACACAUUCCGAUACAGAGGAGGCGGUCCGAGACCAGAACCGCAACGUCAGCACCAUGGACUACCGAGUCAAGUACUUGGAACGAGAAAACGGCGUCCUGCAAAACCGCAUCGACACGCUGAGCAGACAACGGGUCGCCAUGGAAAAACUCAUCAGGGAAUACCGGCUGGAAAAACAGAAACAGGAGAUUGACAAGUCGUUGUUAGUGUCGUCUUCUGGAGGAGUUAUGUUUCCUUCGUCGCCACUUAGUACAUUAAAUUCCACCGUUCCUAAAACCACCUUAACCAGUGGUCUUGGGUUGUCGCAAAGCCCGAGCUACAUUUCAACCCAUGACCUCCGCAACACCAACAACGGUCACUCACUGCGAUCCAGUCUGCCGGGAACGAGGACAUCAGGGUACGGUCACAGUCCCACCAAUCGAGAGUUGUUACGGAGUCCGGAAUUGAGUAAUACGCAGAGCUCGGAUGAGUCCUGAGUCAUUCUUCAUCUCGCAUGAGUCAUUGUCAUGAUAUGAGUUAUGGUUACUGGCCACUGGUAGCCCUACAAACCGCGAGUUACAUGUAUUACGGAGUCUAAGUUGAGUAACAUGCAGAGCCUAGAUGAGUCCUGAGUAAUUUAUUCUCUUGUGAGUCAUCGUCAGGAUAUGAGCGCAAUGGUCACUUGCCACUCGUAGUCCUACAAACCGCGAGUUAUUACAGAGUCUAAGUUGAGUAACAUGCAGAGCUCGGAUGAGUCCUGAGUAAUUUUUUCUCUCAUGAGUCACAGUCAUGAUAUGAGCUCACUGGUUACUCGCCACUCGUAUUCCUAAAAACCGCGAGUUAUCACGUAGCCCAGCAUUGAGUAAUACACAGAACUCAGAUGAAUCUUUUGUAACUGUUCAUCACUCAUGAGUCAGUGUCAUCAUGUGGGCUCAAUGGUUACUCACUACUCAUAGUUGUACAAACUGUUGAGUUAUACAUGAUUCCAAAGUUGAGUAAUACACAGAACUCGGAAGAGAAACUGUCAUGAUACAAGCACUGUGGUUACUCACUACUCAUAGUUAUGCAAACCGUGAGUUAUUACAGAGUCAAAAUUUGAGUACUACACAGCUCAGAUGAGUCUUGAGUAAUUAAUCAUCUUGCACAAGUCAGUGUAAUGUGAAUUGUAUUGUUACUCACUAUUCGUAGUUCCACAAACAGUGAGAUAUUACGGAGUUCGGAAACGAGUUAUAUACAGAGUCCAGGUUGAUUAGAGUAACUGUUCAUCUCUCAUGAGUCAGUGUUAUUGAGCUCACUGAUUACUCACUACUCAGUCUAAAAACUUGAGGUAUUACAAAGUCCAGAAUUGAGUAAAACACGAACUCAUGAGACUGAGCCAUUCUUCAUCCUACAUGAGUCAGUGUUGUAUAAGCUCCAUGGUUACUCACUACUCAUUCCAAUCCUGAGUAACAUUCUUUAAUGAGUCACUGUCAUGAUAUGAGUGCUACGGUUACUCGCUACUCGUCUGACAACGACUACGAGUAGGAUAGUACUGAGUCACAAAGAACUCGGAUGAAUUCUGAGUAACUUUAUUUUCUCAUGAGUCAUUGUCACUGGUUACUCAUAAUUCAGUUAUUAUGUAGCUCAGAAUUGAGUAAUUCUCAUGAUUCAAUUCAAUAAAAUGGCGUGUUUAAGCAAUAAAAUCCUUCACUCAAAUGUAAAUUAUACAGUAUUCAAUAUUUUGAAGAGUAAUUGUUUUAAUAUGAAAAAUGACCAUCAAAUGGCUGAUAUUUGUACUGAGUUUUAAGUGCCUAGUAUCGAGUUGAGUACUAAGUGUGCCUACAGACAUUUUAAAGUUGGAAUAUUGUAUCUUGUAUUUUUCUGUAAGCGUAAUUCAUAGAAAAGUGUGUGUGUUAUUGAAACCUUACAAAUAAAGAAUAAUAACUAAGGGUGUGCAUCGGAACCGGUUUUAAUACCCGAGUACCCGACCGCUGAUGUCAGGAACCGGUUCCAGAUUAUGGGAUCGGGUACCAGUAACCAACUUUACAACUCAGUAACUUCUCAGACAAUGAAAAAGAAAGGUUUUGAAUGUCAUUUAUGGGAAUUUUCAAAAAUACAAACCAGGCUACAUGGAAAACUGAAACAGUUUCUCAUUUUUGUGCAUUUUAACGCGCGACAGAUGACGCUCGCAAAAAUUGCAGUUUACACCGUAAAGCUAUACAGCCUUUUAGACAACUUCCGGGAUUUGAAUUUUAGGGUUUGGGUUUCUUUUACGGAUAUCCGGAUAUCCGUGUGUUACUUCAAUCGGGUACCCGGUUCCCAUAAUACCCGGAAAUGCACACCACUAAUAAUAAUAGAGUGCUAUUAUUUAAUUUAGAGUGUUUUGUGUGUGUUUUUAUGAAAAGUAUGUUUUUAAGCUGUUGUUCAUAUGCUGUGAUGUGGUUCGAGUCAUAUGACCAAUGUAUAAUAUUUAUAUUUAUAUGUGUGCUACUUUUUUUUACUUAUUGCGUGUAAUACUCGAUGUGUUCUAUGAAAUGUACUACGCUGAAUUUUCACGCAGAAAACUUCGUUUCGUGAAUCUUAAAGUUUCCUUUUUGUUAUGUUUAAGUUUUUGGACAGAUAUAAUUAGUCAUAAUCAACUAUGAUGCACAAAAAAUAUGCAAGAAUUGUGAACCUUACUUGAGGCUCAUUUAAAGUGGUUAAAUUUAGUUCAUCCGGUUUUGUUUUUUACCGAUUGAGUAACAAAUUGAGGAAUUUGUAUGCACGUAACAAUACAAUGCAAACAUGUCUAGAAGUGUCAUAUUGUUGAGGAUGCCAUUUUAGGUAUAAACAUACAGGAAUCCAAGGGUAUAUUGCUGUUAAUUGUCAUGCUGCCACAUUUCAAAAAUUACAUUUUUACAAUUUUUAAUUUGUAAAUUUUGAUGUAAAGUUACUAAACUGCUUCAGUAAAGAAAGAAGUACUUGUCUGUACCUAGAUGUUAAAGCGCCCCCGUUUGCUGAAAAAUAUGAUGUAUAGACGCGUUGCGUGUGUAUCGGAGGGUUUUCCAAGUUAUAUCAAUUUUAGGCCAAAAA
Patiria miniata (bat star) is the source of this 6559-nucleotide messenger RNA. Its product is annotated as myosin-10-like. The transcript has 26 exons. Lineage: Eukaryota; Metazoa; Echinodermata; Asteroidea; Valvatida; Asterinidae. The coding region runs from base 400 to 4005 and encodes 1201 amino acids. The record is from RefSeq and is a predicted model, not a curated record.